Chiloscyllium plagiosum (whitespotted bambooshark) is the source of this 7484-nucleotide messenger RNA. The record is from RefSeq and is a predicted model, not a curated record. NCBI's taxonomy places the organism in Eukaryota, Metazoa, Chordata, Chondrichthyes, Orectolobiformes, Hemiscylliidae.
AAUAUGGGGUGGGAGCAGGAGAUUGGGACCAGGAGAUAGUACCAGUUUGUGAGUCUUGAGAAGAUUUGUAGCUCAGGUUGAGGUGCUGAAUGUAGGUUUGCUCGCUGAGCUGGAAGGUUCGGUUUCAGACGUUUCACACAGUACCAGUGCAGGCACAAUGGGCUGAAUGGCCUCCUUCUGCACUAAAACAAUUCUGUGAAUCUAUAAACACAGAUUAAUGCUCAGGACAUCACAGCUUAGGAACAAUAUCAAAGCAUGGGAGAAGAUGCAGAGAUUUAUUAGAAUGGUACCAGGGACGAGUGAUUUUAGUAAGGACACGGGGGUAAAUAAAAUGCGGAUAACUCUUGGAGCAGAGAAAUCUAAGGGGUGAUUUAAUACUGGUGUGUGUAAUGAAGACAGCAGGUAGGGACAGGCGGAUCAAUAGCGAGAGGAAACUGGUUUAAUCUGAUUGAUGAGCAGAAGGGAAAUCUUUAAAGACAGUGAGUUAUCGAUAAAUGUACUGGCUGAGGGGGCAGUGUAAUAGUAACAUACAAAGUUAUUAUUGAAUGUAGCAGUAUAGACACUACAAGGAAAUCUUCAUAGAUCUGUAGGGAAAGAGGCAGAUUUGAUGAGUUGACAAUAAUAUGAUUGACCAAAGAAGCUCAGUUUAUGCUGGCUAAUUCUAGUCAUUGUACUCAAUCUGCCAUUGGUGUCAAUCCUAUACUGAUCAAAUCUCAUUGAUUUGCAGAGAACACAGGAAAAUAAGACUCUUAUUAGGUGAGGAGGGCAAUCAUUGACUUGAGGCAAGACAUAAGCAAAAAGGCAUAGCCUGUAUAACACCUGGAUCAGGCGAGAGGAGCAAGUAAUGACACAGGUCAACCCGGAAUGUAUGUCUAAUUAAAAAAGGCUCAAAUAAUCUGCCUACAUCAAACUACAACCAAAUUAGACCGUGUUGUGACUUUAUUACAAUUAAAGUAUAUGACACUGAAUUUUUUUUAAAAUUCUAAACAGUGCCCAGACUAUGUCUCAGUGCCAUAAAGAGUUUUACAAUGACUUGAAGGGUUUUACAUAAAUGCAAAGUUAAAAAUCACACAACACCAGGUUAUAGUCCAACAGGUUUAUUUGGAAGCACUUGCUUUCGGAGCACUGCUCCUUCAUCAGGACGAAGGAGCAGGCUAUGACCCUGCCAACCGUUUGCUGAGCUUUCAAUGUACUGGCGGCUGAAAUAGCUGUAGCCAAUUUGUUUGUGAGAAGCGAGCUACCUUAUGAAGGUCCACCUGCUGUCUGGAGAACUGGUGAGAGAACCUACAGUGCCUCCUGCUGGUAGUAAAUGGCCUUUGGUGGGCCUUUUCUGGAUUGGGGAAUGGACAAUCAACCGUCAAGAGCUGCCUGACCAUCAGCAGCCUCUUCAGGGCCUCAACUGGUGCAGAGGCUGGGGGAUGUCCUCCAUAUCUGGAGGAGACAGAAAGGCAGUGGGGAACUUGCAUACCACCCUAAGUACCCUCCCUGCCUCCAAACACAAUAACAUUACUCCCCAGCCCAAGUGAAAAGCUUGUUGCUUUUCAAUCAAAUGGAUAAACUCUGGUUAACAGCAAUUGGUAAAAGAAAUUAACAAAGGAAAUAAUGAAUUUGGUGAGGAGAGAUUUGAUAAUCCAAGCCUCAUUGAUACUGGGAUUAGUAAGCUUGUAGAUCCUCACUAUAAAGUCAUACAGCACUGAUCCUCUGCUACAUUGAAUUUGGAAUAAUUAGACGAGUUCAAUGAAUUUGAAAACUGUUGAAGACAGGAUAUGAUUUGAAUGUAUCAGGACUUUAUUGGUGCAGUGGUGGUGUCCCUAACUCAGAACCAGGAGGCCUGGGUUCAAAUCCCAUGUGUUACCUCCAGGAGAUACACCACAACAUUUCUGAACAAAUUGAUUAAAAACACCUAGUAACAAUUCUUCAUGUGCUCUUGUUGUAGUGUCCCUACCCCUGGGCCAGGAGAUUUAGGUACAAGUUCCACCUGCUCCAGAGGGGUGUCAAAGCACAUCUGAACAGGCAGAUUAAAGUAUACAUGAUUGAGAGUGAUAUUCAAAGUGCUGGAUUUUAAAUUAAGACCUGGAUCAUGAUAAUCCUCUGAUCGGUUUGGCACUAGAACACGACACAGGAACAUGAUUUGAAGAAGCUGCAAUUUGUUGCAAAUCUCCACUGUGUGCUGGCUCAUGGUGACUUAAUGGAGAUUUUCUAUAAUUAACGUUGAAUACAGUAAUACAAAAGAAUGGGAUAAAAAAAUGCAUUGUGCUGAUCAAAAUCCAACUAUAAACAAGGAGGAUUUCUGCAGGGAUUGUCUCAGUAGAAGGAGACAAGUAAAAGAUCAUGGCUACAAUUUAUUCUGGGAUUCAUUUAAAGCUAAAGAGUGCAAAGACCCCAUGGGAAGACAAGCUAAAACUGGCUCGAUUUGCCUGGAUUUCUCACCAGUGUUUUCUGCCCAACAAGGAGCAGGUUUUAGUGGAUUGGGUAAGUCGUGCAUUGACUGGCUAUUACAGUAAAAAGCUACAGUUUGGAGAUGAAAUUCUGGAGGGUCUCUGGAUUUAUCUGGAUGAUAUUCUUCAUAGCAAAAAGUUGCAGAAACUGAUUGAGAAAGGGAAGAUUAUCACUCUUCAUGCCACCAUUGCACAGAUUAUAAAUGAUCGGAUUGAGGAACAUUCCAGCGAAGGACGACUGAAUGCCAGCCCAUCAAACCUAGCGACGGUGCUGAGCUGCUGUCAUGGUAUUCUGACCUCUCCUGCCUUCGCUCUCAUCUACAGCAGCAAGUGGGAGCUGCUGGUGGAUCUGCUGUGCAGGCUGUCAGUGCUGCUGUGCUCGAGGUUAAAGCCGACGGAGGCCCUGCGCUCUACGCAGCUCUUCGACGUCCUCCUGCUGGCAUUUGACCUGUACCUCGUCACUCAGAGGCAGCAGUGCAACCGGUGCCGGGUCUUCCUGCAGGUCUGCAGCCCCCUCCUGCAGCCCUUUCUGCUCCUGAGGCAGCGGCUGUGCUCGAGGUGCUGGACAGGCGAGGACGUGGCAGCCGUGCGGCAGCACCUCAGCAAGGAGGUGUGUCAGAGGAUCCAGACCGCCCUCCAGAGCGGCCUGUUCCACACCGAUCUCCUGAACUCUUACAGGCAAGAGCUGCUGCAAGACAACAGAUCGCAGGAAAAGACGGCUAGCUCAUCCAAGGACUUGGUAGCCCCUGUCGAAACAAUGCUGUCCAAGUUGACCGACACUAGCCUCUUUGGUCUGCAACUGCACUCCGCUGUCGUAGCGGGCUCAGUCCCGCUGCUCUACAGACUCUCUCUCGAGGCUUACUGCAGGGAGGGGAAUCAUCUGCUCUGUUUCCACAUUUUCGCCAGAUUCCUUGGCACCCUGGGCUUCCCUACACCAUUGGAUCAUGGAACUGGACAGGAGCCUGCAGACUGGAAUCCCGGGUUACUGGCCCUGGACCAGCUGCUGAACUCUAUCCUGGGCAGCGACGUCUACAAUGUCGCCGUGGACAAAAUCCGGUGUGGGGGAGUGCAGUUUGCCCUGUACUGCAGGGUGGCGGUAAUGUUGCUGUCCCACCCCCGUCAGGAGGCACCGGCCUGGUUCAGGUGCCUGAGGACAUUGAUCCUGCUGAAUCAUUUGAUCGUGGAGCCGAAUCUGGACGACCUGGUGUCGUUGGCGUGGGUGGACGCUGACAUCAGUGACCCGCGGGUCCGCAGAGCCCAGGAAUCGCUGCUGUGCACCCUCUUUGAAACGUACACCAAACUGCGGCAGCUGCCAAGGCUAUUCCAGGAGGUGUUGGCCAUCAUCUCUCGGCCAGCCGCAGAUGAAUUGAGGCGGCCCGUCCUGUGGGUUGGCCUCACUGAGAAGCUCCACGAAUGCCUAUUGAAGCUUCCGUCUGGUCAAGCCCUGGAUAUCUGGGACCUGAUGUUGAACUGUCUGGAAGCCUUCAUUCCGGAUCUAACCGGGAACGUGGACACGGCAUUGAAAGCUCUGGCGGUGAGCACUCUGCUGAACGCUGUCCUUUUCAACAUGAAGAGCCUGGACGACAAAACACCAGUGCCGAUCAUUACACGCACGCAGCGUCUGAUGGAUAAGACGAUGCGAGCGGUGGUGACACCUCUCUUUCGCGUGGUCAAGGACCCCUCUGGCAAAGACUCAUCCCCGUGGGCCCUGAGGGCUGAGAGCUCAGUCCUGAUCCUCCGCUCCACUUGGCUGGAGCUGGAUCACAUGUUGAGGUUGAACUGCAGCAAGUAUGUCUCGCCGGGAGACGCUGAGGCCGAGGUGUGGAGCCUUGGCAGCGGGCUCCCUCGGGAGGGCUGGAACGACGCGUUGAGCCGCCACUUCCUGCAGCUGCUGGCGAUCCAGGAAAUGAAGAGCGUCAUGAUGCGGCCCGGCUCGCGGACUGAGGCGCAGGAGAUGUCGCUGAGAUCCGCUGCGGUGUCUGUUGUGCAGUCGGGGAAGGACGCGGUCAAAAACGCCGGCGCCCAGGCCUGGGACGGGGAGAUCAGCUCCAUCGACGACGAAACGUAUGCCGUGGCGCACUGGCACCUGGUCACAUCGAACAUUGCCCUGCUGCUGCCCCAUCUCCCCGAGCCCGAGAUCGCCCACUUGGCAGACGUGGUGACGGCGAACCUGUUGCUGCGGGAGGCCGCGGAGCAGGAUCAAGACUCGGAAAACCAGGUUUCCAUCCCGGCGAUGUGCAGGAGCCUGCUCCGCAGCAGCCUGCUCCCGGAAAUGCCGCCACUGCACCAUGGCGUUUUACUGCGUCUAAUGGAAGGGGUGAGUGACCUGCUACCGGACACCAGGUUUAACCUGCCCAUGUGCCUCCUCAGUGAUGAUGUUGAUGCCAGUCAAGAGGCUGAUAACCAGCAGAGCAGCGUUUCUGAGUCACUGGGAUCCCAGCCCAUGUCCCCUCAACGGAGUUCACUUCUUAACAUUCCGAAUGUGCUGUUGGUUAAAAGCCCAUCGACCCACACCUUUUCCAAGACUCAACUGGAUCACCUCCUGUGGGUUUUAGACCUUCUUGGUGGCCUAAGGCUGGACAGCCUGCCCUGCUAUGACCACCUCCGUUGCUUUGUUCUGCUGGCGUCCCUGGUCACGGCCCUCAAGCCUAAACCGGAAAAGGCCAACGCUUCCAAAUGUCUGCAGGCGCUGAGUCGGUCCUACUCCCUCCUCGCCGUCCUGCAGACGGGCACCAGCCGGAACGCAGUCUUCAAACUGGCACACGCUGGCGACAUCCUGGAGAAGGUGACGGCCUCCCUGUUUCCGGCGGGCAGCAGGUUGGCCUCCUGCGCAGAGUAUCCGGCCUGGCCGGAGUUCCUGGACGCUGUCCAGAGGUUCCUGACUGUCUCCAUCCAGACCAUCGUUGAACGGAAGCAAAGCAUGCGACUGAACCUGGAGCAGUUUAUUGCUUUCCUCUCCAACGCCUGGCUAUCCUCAGCGAGAAGCAAGAAGUGGAGACCGGCGACUGAGCAGCUGCUCAUCACUGCCCUGUCGGCCUUGAGUCGGGUUGUCAUACAGGCCCCACUACAACCUGACAAGCACACGGGCAACUCUCUGCACUCCCUGCUCACCCAGCUCGCAGGGCUCCUGGGUCCAGUUCUUCAGUCCCAUUCGGACAGGGACGGAAGAUUAGAGCAGAAUCUGACUGUGUUUGGCAUUACUGCCCUCCUGGAAAUAGAAUUGUGCCUGAGAGAGGAGGAGGAGGGUGGUGCAGACCGGGAGGACGGCAGUGUGGUCCAUGAGAGAGGGAGUGGAGGCACACAGAGCUUGAAACACGCUGACUUGUACCAGAGGACAUGUUUUCAAGUUCUUCGCCGACUUCCCUCUUUCCCUGAUGAUCCAGAAUCACUCCAAAAGCAACUCGACUUUUUACGGAUCUACAGUUCAACCUCCGAGCUUUGCUCUGGCUGUGAUAACGAGACUGGCAUCCCCUCUGUUCUCAGUGCUCUAAAAGCCUUGCUCGCAGCUCCAAGGGUGACGCAGCAGUUCAUUCACUCGCUGGAAAUUCAUCUCGUCGAACUGCUCCACUGUUUCAUUGAUAGGUGUACACAGCAGCAGUUUUACCUCAUUGUAAAGUUCAUCGCACAGGGCCUUGAGGUCACCAACCUUUGGAAAGGACAGCAUCAGGAUGUGGUGUCGUCUUUGAACCUGACAGCCCUGCUCUUGAAAUGUCCCCUAAGUGGAGAUGUAGAAAAGGCUCUUUGGUUUAUAGCUCCUCAGAUCAUCAUGGCGCUAACGGUUUUGUGUAAGGAAGCAGCUCUGGAUCAGGCCGCGGGCUUUAGGAUCACUGUGCUCAGUUUGGAGACCUUGGCAAUUCUGGUCCAGCAGGGAGAAGGCAUUCUCUCGAACCCACAUCAUGUGACGCUUGCGUUUAAUGCUUUGUUGUGUGUUCCACUCGACCAUUUUCAGCUGGAUGAGUAUGGAUCUAUUUUUCGAGCCAUCCAGGAGGUGCUGUUUGCUAUAGUGCAGUCUCAGACUAAGGUUUUGUUUAAUGCAGCACCUACUUUCUUCAAGUGCUUUAACCGGCUGGUGCUUUCAGUUAUGCAUAAAGGGCGUCAGAAAUGUGUUGGCGAUAAAGGUGUGACGAAGAUCAGUGAAGUGGUCCUAGAAUGUGCACAUUUGGUGGAAAGGAUGUGCACUCACAUUGCGUCAAACGCAGAGAAAUUUGCAAUGUUCUCCUCCUUUGCAGUGGCAGAGUAUGUCAACGAGCUACAAAAGGUCACCCUCAACACAGAUGUGAAAAGACAUUUGACGGUGGGAAUCUAUCAUCUCCUGGAUCUAGUCACAGAGAGCGAUCUCCGGUUCCUCAAUACAUUAUUACAGACAGGCGUGAGGGAAGUGUUUAAGGAGUUGUACAACGAUUACACACACUACCACAAGAGUAAAAAACAAGGCGAGGAAAAAUACACAGCCUGAACUGCAAGGAACAAGCCACCUUUUGCUCUGCAGAUUUCCACCUCUUCAGUCUUGCCUACCAAGGCCCUAACCACUGUGGUAGUUCACCUUUAACCUGAGAGUGUUGGUGGGAAUCUCAGAUUUAACCAUUUCUUCAGCCCAGUGCCUAUUUCUGUGCUGCAAAAGGUCAACCUGGAAGGAAACCCAGCUAUUUCAAGCCCAAACGUCUGUCCAACUGAGGCUACGUCACCAGUUUUAAUUGCCCCGGUUGAAAUCAGCCAAAAUAUGGUUUACCAAGCUUCUCACUCAGCAUGCUUUUAAACAAUAUGAAAAUAACUGUGAUACGAUGAGGCAACUCCUCCCUCACCACUCCAUAAAACGGGGUAGUUCACUGGCAGUGUGGAUUAGCCAUCAAGUUCAAAGGCUCCUCACCAUAUCUGGGUGGAGGUUGCUAGAGCUGCUUGAUGUCAAAAUAAGGAAAAUGCUCCCUGAUGGCAAGGGCAGUUAUAUCCACUUACCUUCUGAAGAUUUUUGUCCAUAUUUGGCCUAAGGCUGUACCAGUCUUAGGAGAACCCAAACUGAGUGUCAACAAGCAGGUUCUUGUUGAAUAA